Molecule: messenger RNA, 3621 nt
Organism: Clonostachys rhizophaga
Lineage: Eukaryota; Fungi; Ascomycota; Sordariomycetes; Hypocreales; Bionectriaceae
Source: the annotation of a GenBank genome assembly
AUGGAGCACCAACCAGAGCAAGAGUGGAAGCAUCAGCCAGAUUACCAUCCAGAGCACCGGUCCGAGCAAAGCCAACAAGCAGACGCGAGAUAUUCGGCUCAAACCCCGUCUGUUGAGGAUAUUCUCGAAGCAGCCAAGUCUACCGACAAGGACCAAUUGCCACGGCUAUUGGACCAAUAUGGCGCAGACAUUAACAUCAAGAGUGAAGAUGGACUGACCGCGCUGCACCUUGCCAUCUUGUCGCGCGACCUAGGCGUCGUGGAGACGUUACUGGAGCUUGGCUCCGAUAUCGAAGCCCAAGCACCCGGCGAAACUUGGCCUCUUCUCAUGGCAACCGAGUUGGGUGAUGUAGAUAUGGUGACUACUUUGCUCAAACAUAGUGGAAAUUCUGCUCCAAAUUAUCUAGGAAUACAGCCGCUGAGCAGAGCUAUUUUGGAUGGGGAUAUCGAGCUUGCUCGGAUACUCAUAGACUAUGGGACAGAGGCAUAUGGAGAAGAAUUUGAUUUGAACGAACUUCUAUCCGAUGCUGUUCUCAUUACCCCUAGCUAUGUAGGCACCAUCAAGCUACUUCUCGAUCGUGGGGCCGACCCCGAUUGGUUCUACAACAACUUCGCAACAGUUUUGCACUCAGCUUCGGCCAAGGGUGACUUGGGGGCAAUGAAGGCGCUGUUGGAUGCAGGAGCCAAGGUAGAUAUACGCGAUUUCAAUGGAGCGACUCCUUUAUUUGGGGCGGUGGCCUUGGAUGACUUGGCACCCGCAAGAUUGCUAUUGCAGCAUGGGGCAAAUACCCAUAUCUGGAAUUCAGAUGGCAAAUCGGUUAUCGACUUGGCUGAAUCGAAUCCCGAAAUGCUAGAGCUCUUGCAAGCCGAUACCGUCUUUCAGGGACCGAGGACGAAGCCUAACAUGAACGAGCAGCCUGAGGAGUCGUUUACGAUGCUCAGGCCAGCUCUUCCACCAACUUGGGGAGAAAGAGCCAAGUUGGUCGCGUGCCAUGGAUUUGAUGCUACCAUUAUCGACUUCUUUACAGGGGGUGAGCGUGAACAGCUGAUUCCAAAGAGGGCAUCUGUGCAUGAGCUUCUAUAUAGCCACGGACCUGAGGCUAUUCGAAGCCAAUUAGACAACAGACGCCCCGAUUUCACUUGGUAUCACCUACCUAGCAAUAAUAUGGUUUGGGUCGAGACCCUUAUCAGACGUCUUGCAGCAGAGAAAGGCGCAGUAUCCAAAGAGAUGUACGAGGAUACAAAGGAAGAACUUGAGCUAUCACAUUUCGAAAACCAGAAAUCAAGAUCAUCAGCGGGCCCACCCUCGACACUCAGACCACAGUGUCGACGAGUUCUCAGUCAUAUCGUCACCUCGAUUGAAGAUGGAAGCGACGACUGCGUUGUUUCGUUUGUUCCUUUUCUUCACGCCGAAUCUUACUCAGGAUAUGAACAUAUGGCGAAAGCUAUAAAAAGAUCAUGGAAACACAAGAGGGGUCGUUUUGUCAAUAGACCAGAAGCAGGGCAUCGACUAGGGCAUCCAUUUGAGAAACCAACAUCGCCUCGCACGAGGAAGGGCUUGUUGGGCCAUGCGAAACCCGGCUGGGUGGAACUGAGGGAAAUGCUGAUCGGGCGCCCAGCGAAUUUGCGUCAAGACACAGAAUCUAGUGGGAUAGUUUCAAGCGGACAAAACUUAUCAGGGGGAGUCGAAAUGAACAGGUCCUCGGCGAUGGUACAAGUCAUCGAAUACGGGAAUAGAGAACGUGGAGUAUCAGAAAUGGCUGCAUAUCCUCCGGGUUCUCCAGCAAAGAUCUCAAAAGAGCGGGAUCGAGAAAUGGUCAACACAUUUCAAGAUGAGAGACUUUCCAUCCGUUCAAAUGACAAGGGAUCAGACAAGGCUGCCUCUCAGACCCCCAAGUCACCAACCCGGGAGACCAACAAGCCAGCUACCCCGGAAUCUCAGGAAAUCAUAGACGACAAUGGAAACGCCUCGAGAUCAAACAAAAGUGUUUCUGCAAUAGAACCAGGCCAAAUAUCUCCAAGGGUCCAUCGGCAAUUAGAUGCAGCUGGAACUAGAAAGACAGAAAAAGAGAAGAUCUCCCCUCCGACCAAGAAUCUGAAUGAGCAUCUCAUCAGAGGAUACUAUAAACCCGGAAAGCUGGGAGUUCAACCUCGGCGCACCCUGGAUCAGUAUGUCUACGCUGACAUGGAGACUCUGACCCACCGCGAUGACGACCAAGUGGUGUAUCGAUAUACGAAAGAGGAUCUGUCAGUAGGCCCAAAGAUUUUCAUGGUGGACCAACUGUGGCUCUGGAUACUUGGAAAAGAUACCAUUAUUACUUGUAGCCCGCUACAGUGGAAUUCAUGGAUCCCGCGAGGCUUCACACUCCGGCCACAUCAAAUGUAUCAUACAGCUAAGCCGGGUCUUUUGGCGUUUAUUUCAGGUGCGCAAAACACGAGACCGAGACACCAGUGGGCUUCUAAAGCAAAACACAAGUCGCACAAAUUCAGCUCGCGAGCAGCACGGCGGGAUGUACACGACCCAGAUUUGGAAACAUGGCCAGAGAUAAACCCAGAUGACCCAAUGAACGUCCAUCAACGUAUUACAAAAUGCCUUUUUCGGAACAGCCGAGGACCAGUAGGUUCGGUUUAUGGUUUGGCCGGUCUGAUCACAACGUCUUGCGUGGAUGUAUUUGACUCAAGCAAACUCCCUGAAGACUACCUAUUUUUCGACUUCUUUGAACAGUCGAUAGGAAUAGUGAACGACAAAGUGUCUAGCCAUCUUAGAGAUUUCAAAGACACUCUGAGCAAGCUUCGUGCUGAUGCCGUCGAGCAUGUAGUUAUGGAUAUAACGGGAGAAACAGAGCUCAUGAUCGAAAUCGAGGAUAUACUAGACGAGCUACACAUUCUCAAAAUGGUCCUAAAAGACCAAGAAUCUGUCAUUGGAGAUAUGAACAAGUUUCUAAGGGAGAUGGCGGGAGACAACCAAAAGUCUCCGGCUGUAGAAACCAGGGUUCUAGAGAAUCACCUUCUUCGGAUUAUGAGAAUGGAAGAAGCGGCGAGGAAGGCCGACACAUCAAUCCACAGGUUAAUGGACCUCAAGCAAAAGCAAGCCAGUCUAGCGGAGUCAUGGUAUGCCCGAGAAGCCGCUAGAGACACAGCCAGACAGGGCAAGACGGUCAUUGUUUUUACAGUGGUGACUAUCCUGUUUUUGCCAGUUUCAUUCAUCACCUCAGUCUUCACCAUCGAGGCAAACACAUUUCCCCGCGACCAGGACGACAAAAUUCCGUUCGAAUACGCUAUGAAAUACAUCAUGGGCAUUGGGCUUGGCCUGUCCCUGCCAUUAAUCAUCGUGGCAUUCAAUGUUGACAGAAUUGCAGACUUCUUCAACAAUGUUAGAAGGGAAAUUAGUAUACCAUGGAAGAGACUUACGACUGUGGCUUUCAUAGUAGGCAUUGUUGCAGCUAUAAUAGCUCCGAUUUGGACGUCAAAGUUAUCGCAUGGCGCCAAGAUAGCCGUGACAGUCAUGCUCACUCUCAUCAUUCUUGUGGCCUUGAUUGCCAAAGGCAUUUGGAGAUUGUUUACGUCAGUUGAAGAGCUUUCCGCUGCGGCGAGUAUAAGUUCUGGCUACAAUAGCUCCUAG